Vicia villosa (hairy vetch) is the source of this 814-nucleotide messenger RNA. RefSeq names its product protein NOI4-like. The transcript has 3 exons. NCBI's taxonomy places the organism in Eukaryota, Viridiplantae, Streptophyta, Magnoliopsida, Fabales, Fabaceae. The coding region runs from base 347 to 592 and encodes 81 amino acids. The record is from RefSeq and is a predicted model, not a curated record.
GAGGGAUAAUAUUGAAAAACAAAUUUAACAAAAAUUGCCAUAAUAGUAAUAUAUUAAUAAUAAUAGAGUAAAUCAUUUGUGAAAAAACCAAAACAAAACAAUUACAACGUAAAACUGCAAAAGCAAAUUACCAACGUUUUGGACAGCUAGUUUUCGUGGCACUUUGUUUCUCAUUCUGUUAUAAAAGUUUUUGCAUUUCACCUUUAUCUUAUUCAUUCCACCUCACCCCUUAUUUUCUUUUCUAUUUAGUCUCCAUUCCUUUUCUUCAUAAUUUCUAUCUAUCUUCUAAACAAUUUCUAGUGUUCUUCAAUAUCAUCAUCAUCACAAAUUCAUCAGCUUCAACCUCAUGGCUUCGUAUUCCGAACAAGAUGGAAAGCCUCUACCGAAAUUCGGAGACUGGGAUGUAAACGAUCCCGCCUCAGCUGAAGGGUUUACUGUUAUAUUCAACAAGGCUAGAGACGAGAAGAAAAUUGCAUCUGCUUCUGGACGUUUUCCUUCGCAACGAAGAUACGACUCUCGCGGUCGCAACAACAAGAAUAAUAAAAACACAAAGACCUCAUCUAAGAAAAAGUGGUUUUGCUUUAGUGCUUAGAGAGAGAUGGAUAUGAGGAUAUGCAUAUAUAUUUUGCGAUGAUUAAUUAAUCUCAUUGAUUAUGAGAUAAUAGAUGGAUGAAGAAACAAAGAAUGAAGAAGAAUGGUUCAACUUGCUCAAAUCGUUGAUUGGUGUAGUAGCUUGUAGGUGUUCAUUUGAUGCAUCAAAUGCUACUAAAUUAUAACAUCCAAGAUUUUGUUGUAAAUAUAUAUAAAGCAAGAA